AUGAUCAACUUCACUGAGCUUGGGGCCUUGAUGCGAGGUUUGGCGGGCUCAGCCAGUGACUGGAACGAUGCUGCCGUAAAGGCUCUGCUGACCGCAAUGGAUUCGGACAAUGACGGCAAGGUCGUGCUCUCGGAUUUCGGUGCCUGGCUCUUCGGGACGCAGCUGUCAGCGGCGGAGGAGUCGAAGCUGAAAACCGCAGAGUUGACACUGGGCGCCAAGCCGAAAGCCAAGGCCAAAGGCAAGGCCGAAGCCAAGGGCAAGGCCAAGGCCAAGGCCAAACCCGAGCCGGAGGAAGAGGAGGCUGAAGACGAAGACGAGGUUGAGGAGGGAGAGGACGAGGAGGAAGAAGAGGGCGAUGACGACGAUCUGGAUGAGGAUGAUCUUGAUAUGAACUUGCUCAGCAUGACCGGCCGCAAUGCCCUGUGGCAGAAGCUGAUGCCGGCACGGGCCGGAUCGGCGCAAGACGCGGCAGAGCGGAUGAAGGGACUGAAGCCGCCGGACUCAAAGCGGCCGGACGAUCACAAGCAUGCCCUCCUCUAUUUGCAGAACCACGCGGGAGCCGACCGGGAUCUGGACGGCGUCGCCCCCAAGGGCGCGGAUCGGAAGAAGGCGUUGGCGUGGCUGAAAGCCGCCAUGUCCAAGAUCAGUGACGGGGAGAAGCAGUAUCAGCUGCCUGUGAAAUGGCUCAUCGCAAACUGGAGACUUUGGCCAGAGCCUGACAACAAAGAGGAGGAAGGUUUCCUGGAUCUGAAGGCGCUCGCGGUUAAGAAGCUUGACGGUAUAGGCUUCAAGUACGAGAAGCAGUACGUAGAGCGCAAGAUCGGGCAAGAGCUCGGAUUCAUCGGCGAAGAUCUCGAGAUGAAAGUGAGGCCGCGGCAGGACGAGUACAUCAAGCUGCCGGAGGACCGCCUGGGCCUCGAGGAACAGGACGAUGAAGCAGACGACUACAGGAUGCCCGGCGCUUUGGGAGAAGCCCUCUAUUACCCCUUCUGGUAUGUAAUCCCUUCUUCUCGUCACGCUCUUUCUACUCUCAGACCCAAGCAAAGGAUGGAACAGGCGACGUACAUCGUCCUCCUCCUCAGCGCAGUGCACGCUGUGGACCACCUUUUCCAAGCACGAGCCAAGGAGAUCUGUGAGAGUGUGGGUGGGAGCGUCCGAGCUCCCCCUCCCAAAGGCUUCAUGAGGAUGUGGGCGAAGCUUGACACAGACCACGCCUCCGCGGCAUCCCCGAAGGCGGCAGAGAACAUCGACACGAACCGGGUGGCCUGGAUCUUCGAGGAGCCCUCGCAGCUUCGGGACGCCUUCGCCAAGGCACAGGAAAUUUUCGGCCCACCCGUGAGGGUGAAGAAUGGCUAUGACCCCUCUUUCGAUGCCAUGAAGGACACCAAGGGAUAUCGGAAUAUCUUGGCGAACUACCGCUUCACCCCUGGCAUGACUUGGGGAGCUUUAGCUGGUCGUGAUCCAGCACAUGCUGAUGCAUCUGCCAAGACUCACGCUGCCUGGGACAAGUUUCGGCAACUGCUCCUGGACACCUUCCUGAACAUGGGCUUCAUAGAUGAGGCCAGCAUGGAUGAGGAGCUGCGGCAGUACCUUCAUUGCAGCGAUGCUGCCCGACGCUUCUACUGCUCGAAGCAGAUGCGGAAGGAGCCGGUGGGCAUUGUCGUGGAGAUUCAGUACAUGUUGCAGUCCUACUUUGACAUGCGCAAGUAUACGCACACAUGGUACAAAAUUGUGAGGGCUGAAGAGCCCGAGGCCCUCGUCUUGGAUUACAACUCUUAG
Molecule: messenger RNA, 1779 nt
Organism: Symbiodinium natans
Lineage: Eukaryota; Dinophyceae; Suessiales; Symbiodiniaceae
Source: the annotation of a GenBank genome assembly